UUUGUUAGCUACACCCUGACAUGGACGGUCUGCGACACAGCUAAAAAUACUUUGCAGUGCGUUCUUAGUCUUGUGUGAGUUGACUGGAGGACUCCAGUCCGGGUAUUGUGUACGAUCUCCUGCAAGCUAACAGAACCAGCGCUAGUGCUGGGCUGUGAUAUACUCUGAAGCACACAAGGCAGCGAGGUUUUCGUCAGCUCACAUACACUCAGUCUGCUGUGCAUUCACCGGCUGCAGCAGGUCCGACCAGCGACGGACUGCGGGCGACGGGAAAGGAGAGCGAAGAUCAAACAGUCAUCUUCAGAACGCGCGUCACCUCAGUUAACUAACUUCACUUAUCCCAAAAUUGAGAAUUAUUAUAAUUGAGUUGUUAUUAUUUUCAUUUUCGCUCUGCUCAUACUAGUAGAUGGCACACGCGGAGUUAGAGAUGAAACGCUGACAUAGGAAGCAGGUGGAUCUAUUGCGGAAUCUGUCGAGUCCCAGCGCUGUGGUUCCGUCACCCUUCCCUAUUCAUCACGUUGAUAAACCUGCCCCUGGCAAUGGCGAAAAGCGCCGAUGUGAAACUAGCGGUCUUUGGCAGAGCUGGAGUGGGGAAAUCAGCUCUAGUGGUGAGGUUUCUGACCAAGCGCUUUAUCUGGGAAUACGACCCAACACUGGAGUCAACCUAUCGGCAUCAAGCGAAUAUCGAUGAUGAUGUUGUUACCAUGGAGAUACUGGACACAGCCGGUCCGGAAGAUCUUCUACAGAGGGAAGGUCACAUGAGGUGGGGCGAGGGCUUCGUCAUCGUCUAUGACAUCACAGACCGAGGCAGCUUUGACGAGGUCGUGCCUCUGAAGAACUUCCUGGACGAGAUCAAGAAACCCAAGAACGUGACGCUGGUCCUGGUGGGCAACAAGGCUGACCUGGAGCACGCCCGCCAGGUGAGCACCGAGGAGGGCGAGAAGCUGGCCACCGAGCUGGCCUGCGCCUUCUACGAGUGCUCGGCCUGCACAGGGGAUGGCAGCAUCCACGAGGCCUUCCAUGAGCUCUGCAGGGAAGUGCGGAGACGCAAGAUGGUCCAGGGGAAGACCCGGAGACGGAGCUCCACCACUCACGUCAAGCAGGCCAUCAACAAAAUGCUGACCAAGAUGAGCAGUUAAACAACCAGUAAAUACAUAAAUAAGACUGCCAGCUGCAUUCAGAUAGAAGUACAAGCCAAGGCUUUGUCAUCCAUGCUUCUUAGUGACAUUGGUCACCCUAUUGUUCUGGAGUGAAGAUGGCCCUUGCGCAUGUUAACAGAAUGCAGAUACAGCAUGAUAUUCAGCAUGCCUGGUACCUCAUCACUUCUUGUGCUGUAGGUCAGACUUUGGCCACGCAUUAUAGUCAUAGACCCUUUUUUAUUUGACUACCCCCUUAACCGUUUAUGACGUUUGCAAUCACUCUCUGUCUCUUAUUGCGAUUACUCAAACCCUGGUGCUUUUGUUUACCUGCCAUCUAGCCUGUGUUACAAGGCACCUCCUGAACUCCAGUGAAAGCACCUCAAUUGCAAUGAGAAACACUUGAAAUGAUUGCAGACUUCAGAAAAAAGAACGGGGAUGCAUUCUCUGAGACCACCAGGUACCUCCAAGAUUCAAUUUGAUUUAUAAUUUGUAGCAUCGUGCUUGAGAAAUAUGCAAACAUAUACGAAAAAACUGCAGCGCACAAGGGGCUGUGAUAAAAAAAGAACAUGGAUAUUGAAGCAGUGGCUCUGUCUCCUUUAAGCAAAACCAUCUUGUGAUGAAUUUAUUAGGUAAUCUGAAAUCCCUGUACAGCGAGAUACGACAGUGUGUAUAUACAGCAGUGUGCACAUGUAUUAGAACACCAUGUUGCUUCUGUAGGUUUGUUGUGCAGAUGAAAUCGCUGGAACUGGAAAUCUUGGAAAAUUGUAAAAAUAGGCAAAUUAGUCAUUGUCUGAUUUAAUUGAUGACUUUAACAGACCACACAUGCAAUUAAUUUGCAAUAGGAAGAGAAAAGGAACACAGAGCCACAGAUGGCAAAAUGCAUGAGACUUUUUAAAAGUUGUUUAAGAUUCCUGAUUGAAGCACAAAGUGGUCACACACGAGUGCCUAUUGUUUCUAUAUCGUCGAUUACUGAGCGGAAAUGUAAAUUCUCACACCCUGAGGUCUUCAUGCAGGCAGGUAUAUGAAGGAUAUAAACGAGGUGUUCUAAUACAUUUGCACACAUAAUAGGCUUUGAUGUGGUGCCAGUUCACCUGAUAUAGAUGCAAAGGAGGCUAUUAUAUUGCUGUCUUCUUUACUGAUGAGUAAUGCUGCUGUUUAGCCACCUGUUUCCCACGAUAAACUGCAUUCUAUUCUUGAAUUGAAACUUGUCACCCCCACAGUAAACCUCAAAGAGCUUUUCAUUCACCUAGACCCAGUCAUGAUGUCUUAUUUCAGCAUAACAGUCUCUCUAAGGGCUAACAAAGGCUUUACUAUCCCUUUGUAUGCAUAUUGUUAUCCCUGACAACAUUAGGAUUGGUCCGUCUAUAAAGAAGUGCUAAGAAAAGCUUAGAUAUCAGUUCUCUUGCCUGAUGUUAUUGCUGGCAACAUAGUGGCUCUUUUAAACAAGCGCACAUCAAAACUUUAAAAUACAUUUGGUGGUGAUAAUGUUGCUGGAACGAGUAAUACAUGGAUUUCAAAACCUUGGUUAACAUUCCUUUAAAACAGGGUAGUGGUAUUGUUGCUGGCACUACUGAGAUGUAAGAAAAUGAAUUUGAAUCCUCAAAAUUUUAAACCUGGAACCUCUACCAGUAAAGAACAAAGGAGAAAAGUAAAUCCAAAAGCACCAGGAACACCAAAAACGUGUGUUGGUGUUGAUUUUACAAAACGAAACCUGUCAGAUUAAAAAACACGCUGAAAAUUUAUGCCAAUGUUUAAUAAACCAGAAAUGAUAUUACUAAGUCUACUGGUUUCUGUAAUGAUAUGAAAAUAUAUUUGACAAACCUGUAAAAUGGCAAAAAAAAUUAAAUAAAUGUCAACUAGAUUUUGUAAUAUUGUGAAAUAAAGCACCUUAAGAGUUAACAAAUA
Messenger RNA from Acipenser ruthenus (sterlet), 3044 nucleotides. Its product is annotated as ras-related and estrogen-regulated growth inhibitor. NCBI's taxonomy places the organism in Eukaryota, Metazoa, Chordata, Actinopteri, Acipenseriformes, Acipenseridae. The record is from RefSeq and is a predicted model, not a curated record. The transcript is spliced from 5 exons. Bases 540 to 1139 code for a protein of 199 amino acids. Gene Ontology annotation, molecular function: GTP binding; GTPase activity.